GAGAUGUAGUGAUUUGUCAAUUACCUUGGAGGAAUCUUCUGCGAUUAAUAUUUAGGUAUAUUUGACGUGGGUGUCUAUUUUUUGGAUAUGUUCAAUCUUUGAAAAACUUAAGUUGAUUUCAUACUCUUAAUUUGCUGUUAGCAAUUUCCUGGUUAUCAGAUGGGAGCACCUGUGGACCCUCAAAUGGGUGGACCAAUGGGUCCUCCAAUGAAUCCACGGAUGAGGCCUCAAAUGGGUCAUCAGAUGGGAGCUCAGAUGGGAGCUCAAAUGGGACCACAAAUGGGCACCCAGAUGGGACUACAAAUUGGAGCAUUUCCUUCAAAUGUACAAUUGGGUCAUCAGUUUCCUAAGCAGCAACAGAUAAGGAUUGAUCAGCAAAGGAAGCAAGCUGAAGAAAACAUGAAGAAACAGGAGGAAUUGAUGAAGAAAAAGCAACUUGAAGCUAAACAAUGGAAAUUACAGCAGUCUUUCAGUGCCAAAAAAGCUACAAGUACAGAUGCUUUAGAUAGUUUGUUUGGCAAAAACAAGAAGGGUGGAGGCUCAUCGAUGACAGAUUUAAUUGGGCCUCUUGGCAAGGAAACAACUCCAAAAUCUGCUGCUACAAAAGCAACAAGCAUUUUUUCUAGACCAGGAGGCAGUGUUAGCCAUCAUUCAAAUCUCACUCCUGGCCAGUGGGGUUCAGGGUUCAUGACAUCAGGAUCUAUGACUCCUCAGGGGGGUCCAGCAAGUGGACUGUCAUCUCAACAAACUGGUGACACAGAUGACUUUGGUGACUUUUCACAAGGUCCAUCUUUUCCAGGCCAGGGAGGCAAUGACGGAGUCUUCAGUGUCUUUCAAGAGGCGGGACAACCAACAGGACAGUUUGGAGGAGGUUCCUUUGCUGCCAUGGGAUCCAGUGCUAUGCCAACCUCUCCCAAUGUCAGUGGAGCUGGUAAUGUGUUCUCUCAAGCCCAGGCAUGGCAUGGUACCAACUUAGAACAGUCCAAGAACAUUCCUGCUGCUGGUACAUCCACUGUAACUCAGCACAGCAGUUUUCCAGUAACACAAAAUAUGUCAACCCCCCCAUCAAUCCAAGGUGCACAAACAGCAUCAGGUAAUAUCAUGGCAAAUGUUGGUGCUCCCACGUCAGUGCCAUGGGUUGGACCGUCCAACAUUACUCCAGGAAGUCAAAUUACCCAUUUUCCAGAUGAUAGCUCCAGACACCUAGCUGGUAGCAUACCAAGUGUACCUAAUCAAGGGGGUCAAAUGGCCCAAUUUGCAGGUGACAUCUCUAGAACUAGGACUGGUAGCAUACCAGAGAUGAUGUCUAAUGUUGCCAGGAAUGUACCAAAUGCAGGAGUAAUGCCGCAGCCAGGGAUACCUCAUAAUCAGGUUAACAUGGGAAAUCAAGGAGGUAGUAACUUCCCCUUGGGUAUUCUGCCUGCUACUGGAAGUUUGCAUCAGCCAUCCACCAUGGGCCCUUACGGAGGUGGUUUUGGAUCAGGGCCUUCCCACCCUGGUGCAGUUCCUGUACCACCUAAUGAAGAGCCUAGCAUGCAGCUAGGGCCUGACAGAAGCAGCAUGCCAGCCACACCAACAGACUCUACCCAGGAACCAGAUCCUGAACUGGAAGACAGCCCUGAGAGAAAACUAGAGUUGCUCUAUGGUGUAACCCUCCCUGAUUGGUGUGUACAUGGCACAGAUCUACCAGGAAUUUAUAAAGAAAUCGCAGAGAAGACAACUGAUGCAUGUGAUGCCAUUGACACCAAUCGGUUGUUCCCUAUUCUCAUGGCUUCCAGUCUCCCACGUGACCAACUUGGCCAUAUUUGGAACAGAGCUAACCAAGCAGUUCCAGGCCAGCUGAACCUGUUAGAGCUACGAAUUGUACUGGGAUUGGUUGCCCUAGGGCAGGUGUGUUCCCCAGUAUUAUUAGUAAAAUAUUUGGACACUAAAGGGCGUGGUUGGAGCUUCUCUGAGCAGUCGCAUGGUGGAUCUCAUAGCAGUGGAAUGGCCGAGGGAAGUGCAUCAAGGGGCCGUGUCAGCAGUGUCUCCAGUGAUCAUUCUGUCGACCCUAAUGAUAAAUAUAGUGUAUUCAGAACUGUGGAUCAACCUGAAGUAACUAGCAUUGCAGUUACUCCUUCUAUGGACAAGAAUGACAGAUUUGGAGGAUUCCAGUCGGGUGAUCAAUCUGCUAUGAAAACUGAGCCUCCACCUGGUGAAGUGGCUUUUUUUCAGGGUGGUGUCAAUCAACAGAUCAGUGGAUGGAACAAAACAGAAGUCAGCAGUGCUGGUGGACACUUUCAAAGUGCAGCUAAUCAGAGUUUUAUGCCAAACAAGCAGGAUGGAUCUGGUGAUUUCCAAGGCCAGACUGGUUUCUUCAAUAAGCAAAUAACUGGUUCUUCUAGUGUGGGGCAACCGUUGACCCAGGAUGACUUUGGUGAUUUCCAGAGUAAAGCAACUCCAUUCAGUGGUAACAUCACAACUGAUUUCAACCAAAAAUCCAGCCUGUCAAAAGAAGCUGAUUUUGGUAAUUUCGAGGCUGGAAUUAGCGAAACCAAGUCUGGUUUUAAUCCUUUGUCAGUUGCAGCAAAGCCCCAGGAAGAUGAUUUUGGUGAUUUCCAAAGUGGAAAAGAAUCUGACUCUGGCAGUGUGGAUGCUGCGUCAAUCACGGAGUCCAAACAGCCACAACUCCCACAAAAGACAGCCCAAAGUCUUGGAAACUUCCAAGUUGGAGGAGAACUGCAAACCAAAGCCAAGACAUCGGAACUUGCUGGUAUUAAUUUAUUUCCCAAUAAUAAUAAUUCCUCUACUACGAAAUCGAUUGCAAAUAUUGACAGUAACAACCUGACUGAAACCGAUGACUUUGGCGACUUUCAACACAGUCCUGGUCCAUCUGCUACGACUAGUGACAGUUCAACGAGUUUCAGUUCCGGUAGCUCUGAAAAGCUAGCUUCAUCCCUGGAGAAGUUUAAACUUUCCAGUCAUUCUCUUCUGUCCACGCAAGGAGGUGUAAAAAUUCCAAGCCAGCCAGAAAGUAAAAGUUUAAGCAAUGAAAAAGACUCAGGAGAUAAAAAGAAGCAGGAUUCCAAAGCACACCCAAGUAAUUUUGCAAGUUUUCCUGCAGUGUUGGGAACUGACCCAUCUCAAACUGCCAGUACAGCUACAACAUCUGAGGACAAAUACAGUGCUUUGAGAGACGCUGAUUUUGGUUCUGGAGGGGGACUAUUUAGUGUCCAGAGGCCAGUAACGACAACAGAAGAUCUUGCAGCAGAUGAUGACUUCGCUGACUUUGGAGGGUUUGAAGUAGCUGAUCAAUCCAAACCUGGAGAAGACAUUGACUUUGGAGCAUUCAAAUCUACAGAGAAUUUACAGAAUGUGUCCUUUGGUGUGUUCAGCGACUCCUCGCAAGCACAGCUACCAGCAUCAAACUCUUCUAAUGGCCCCUUGAAAGAUCACAAUCAGGAUUUUGGCGAUUUUAACACUUUUGGCAGCACACAUCUGUCAAACCCUCAACCCAAAAUAGAGAGCGGUGGUGAAUUUGGCGCGUUUGGAUCAUUUGUUACAGGAUCAGGAGGUGCACACAGCAGUCACCAACAUUCUACUACUGCUAGCGACUCUCUUAUUAAUUCAGUGUCUCUGGAGCCUACUGAGCGCUACAAAGUCCUAUCAAAUGAUUCUGCGGACAUGGAUCAACAUGCAAACGCUUGGAGCCGUUGCCUUAACAGUUGCCUUUUAACUUUAGCAACAGCUACGUUGGCCAUCCAGAAAAUGGGUGAGCAAUCUGUGAAGGACGAAGUCCUCGAAUCCAAGGAAGGAGCUACGUAUUUUUCAGCCAUAGUGGAAAUAUACAGAGUUACUCUAAGGAUAAGAGCAUCCUUCACUAAAUCAGCACCAAAUAAUACAAAACUCAAAGAUAUCCAACAAGAAAUAGAGAGCACAUGGAAGAACAUUGCAAAUUUUCUGUCUGGAUCAACUAUUUUGCCAUCACAGAGAAGUCUGGACUUCACGACACAUCACGUCUCAGCCACUGAAGAUGGUAGUGUAGCUUGCGGAAUUUGUCUGUUGAACGUCGACAAGAGUACACCAGGGCCAUCAAAACAGGCUGAUGGAAAACUCGUGUAUGGUGGCCGACAGUAUCACAGUACCUGCGCAAACUUCUGGUGUAACCGAGUGGACUCUGUGCUCCCUUCUCUGCUGCCAAUUGACAGUUUAAUAUAAUGAAAACUGAGUUAUCAGCAAAAGGUUUUGGCACUACAUAGCAUCAGUGCACAAUAAAAUAAGUUUGUAUACUUGCAUAAUAAGACAAAUGCGCCAGAAGGCUAUUUUUAUCGCCUGUGAAAUCACUCGUCUGUUACCUCUGACUUCACACACUGCAUAGUGAAAGAUGACAAGACAGAGUGAAGCAGGGAAGUGAAUGACAAAAGAUUUGCCAGAGAAUUGAAACAUUACUUAUUAAAAAUGUCUAAAAAACGUACACUGGCUAAAUAAAGUUAAGCCUAAUUUAGUUGAAAUGACUGCUCUAAUAUAAUACAAACUGUUUGAUUUGAUCAAUAAUAUAUAUUUGGGUAGAUACAAAUUACAAUAAUAGUUUAACCAUGAAUUUAUCAUUUGUUGUUGAACUUCUAUCCUCUAUCAAGAGUCCUUAGGACACUAAACAGACAAAAUGUCUCCAUUAUAAGUAAGGCAGCAGUACUAUCUCGUAGUAACUUCUGAUUACUUUUCCUUCCUUCACUCUUUGAGAUUUCAUUUUAUAUAUAGUUAUAUAUUUUCCUUAUGAUUACUAGUUAUUUCUUUAAAACGAUGAAAAGCAGAGCAAAACUGCAAAACUUGCUGGGAGGUAUUUUCAUGCUUUUUACUUAUUUUGUCGUCUGGCCUUUUUUGAAAUUGAUAAUGGUACGUGAACUAACAAUUUAACGCCAUCAAUUUUACCAUGUAGAGAGAUGUGCACCACUAAGUUUGAAUAAAAUUCUUGAGUGUGGCUUUCAGCCAUUUCGC
Orbicella faveolata is the source of this 4974-nucleotide messenger RNA. RefSeq lists its product as uncharacterized. The record is from RefSeq and is a predicted model, not a curated record. Gene Ontology annotation, molecular function: protein binding. Lineage: Eukaryota; Metazoa; Cnidaria; Anthozoa; Scleractinia; Merulinidae. Gene Ontology annotation, cellular component: clathrin coat of trans-Golgi network vesicle.